AUGGACUACCUGAUUACUGAAGGCUACCCAUCAGCAGCGGAAAAGUUUGCGGCCGAAGCCAACAUUCAGCCCAAGACCGAUUUCAGUUGUAUUCAAGAGAGGGUUCAGAUUCGGGAAUCAAUACAUCGCGGAGAUCUGCAAGCAGCCAUCGAGCUCAUAAAUGAGCUCAACCCAGAAUUGCUGGAUACCGAUAAAAAGCUGCACUUCUCCCUUCUCCGGCUUCAACUUGUCGAGUUAAUCCGCCAGAGUUUCACGUCCUCAGACCCUAGCCUGGUGGGCAAAGCGAUAGAAUUUGCUCAAAACAACCUUGCGCCCUACGCUCCCUUGGAAGCACAAUUUAAAACGGACCUCGAAAGGGCUAUGGCUCUUCUGAUCGUUCCUAAAGAAUCCUGGACUCAGGCAGCAGCAUCGGGAUCCUCUGGCCCCGCGACUUCACAGAUCCAGACCGAUUUCGGCGCUCUUGCAGAGCUAGUUGAUCCUUCAUUAAGACAAAAGGUUGCCAAGGACGUCAAUGAAGCAAUCCUGCAGUCGCAAGAUCAAAGGAGAGAAGCCAACAUUCGAUAUCUCGUAAGAGCUCGGGCGUGGGCGGAACAACUCGCUCGAGAGAAGAAAAUCGACCUUCCAGAAAACCUUACAUUGGGUCUUGAUGAUGAAGGGCCUUCUGGUCGUAGCCAGAACGGCCACAAUGGCGACACCGAGAUGACAGAAAACGGGUCCGAAGAUAACGCUGCAGGUGGCGAUGCUGAUCUUGCCCGAUACACUAACAUACCCUCUUGA
This is a messenger RNA of Fonsecaea multimorphosa CBS 102226, 777 nucleotides long. RefSeq lists its product as uncharacterized. Gene Ontology annotation, cellular component: nucleus; cytoplasm. Gene Ontology annotation, molecular function: protein binding. Gene Ontology annotation, biological process: proteasome-mediated ubiquitin-dependent protein catabolic process. The transcript is spliced from 2 exons. Lineage: Eukaryota; Fungi; Ascomycota; Eurotiomycetes; Chaetothyriales; Herpotrichiellaceae. The coding region runs from base 1 to 777 and encodes 258 amino acids. The record is from RefSeq and is a predicted model, not a curated record.